Lolium perenne is the source of this 1575-nucleotide messenger RNA. RefSeq names its product GDSL esterase/lipase At5g45910. Gene Ontology annotation, molecular function: hydrolase activity, acting on ester bonds. The record is from RefSeq and is a predicted model, not a curated record. Lineage: Eukaryota; Viridiplantae; Streptophyta; Magnoliopsida; Poales; Poaceae.
CGCGAUCUGCCGCCGGCUGAAUCGCCAUCCCUGCGAGCGUGUCCAUCCUUCUCGUUCUUGGCCACACAUCAAGAUGAGCAAGCUGCUGUGCGCCGUCUCACCUCUCCUGCUCCCGCUCCUCCUCGUCGCGAACCUGGGAUCGACAUGGGCACUGACCCCCUCCUCCCUGACCGGCCUCUCUGCCCGGCGCUACGACUCCAUCUUCAGCUUCGGUGACUCUUUCGCCGACACCGGCAACAACCCCGUCGUCUUCGCCGAGAACGGCGUCCCCGACCCCGUCACGCGCGCUCCCUACGGCUCCACCUUCUUCGGCCGCCCCACCGGCCGCAACUCCAAUGGCCGCCUCAUCAUCGACUUCAUCGCUCAGCGCCUGGGACUCCCGCUCGUGCCGCCGUCCCUUGCGCAUAACGGGAGCUUCAACUGCGGCGCCAACUUCGCCGUCGGGGGCGCCACCGCUCUCGACGCCGCUUUCUUCCACGGCGGCAAGUUCCCCCUCAACACCAGCUUGGGCGUGCAGCUGGAGUGGUUCGAGUCACUCAAGCCGUCGCUCUGCCACACUACCCAAGAGUGCAAGGACUUCUUCGGCAGAUCCCUCUUCUUCGUGGGCGAAUUCGGGGUCAACGACUACCACUUCUCGUUCCUCGCCAAGAGCGUGCAAGAGGUCAUGGCGUUUGUUCCGGAUGUCAUCGGUACCAUCUCCACGGCCAUCGAGAGGCUGAUCAAGCACGGGGCGACGAGCUUCGUCGUUCCGGGGACAAUCCCAUCAGGUUGUGUGCCGCCAAUUCUCGCCAUGUUUGCCGACAAGGACCCAGCUGCAUACAACUCCACCACCGGUUGCCUGGAGGAUUACAACAAAUUAGGGAUGCACCAUAACUUGCUGCUACAGGAGGCCCUAGAGAAGCUCCGGGGAAAGCACCCAAACACAACGAUCAUCUACGCCGACCUCUACGGCCCCAUCAUGGAGAUGGUCGAGUCGCCUCGCAAGUUUGGGUUCGAAGAAGAUGUUCUUACCAUCUGUUGCGGAGGGCCAGGGACACUUUUCUGCGGCGAUGAAGGUUCGUACCUAUGCGAGAAACCGUCUGCUCGUCUGUUCUGGGACGGCGUUCACUUGACCGAGGCGGCUUACCGCUACAUCGCCGAUGACUGGCUGGUCAGCAUAGUCUCCCCUACAAUAGAAAGCAGUUAUCAGUCAGUUAGAUGACAACUGCUCGGAUUCAUGGAUUGAUGGCUAUGUGGAGCCUGGACUGUCUGUAACACUACGUCAAGGAACCGAGGAACAGCGGAAGCAACCGGAGGCUCACACUACAAAAUGAAACAGAAGAAUCGAAGCUCCAAGACAAACUAGCGGAUAAACUUCUUUAUGCUAGCUGUAACAUUGGCACAUUGGUUUAUGUUAGAAAUUACCCAAAGCUGAUGAUCUGAUCUGGAAAUUCCAGAUCAAAUCUGAGCCACAAAUGGAUCUGUAUAGUUCAGUCUGACAUGUCGUUAACAAAUAAGAAUCUAGAACCGUACUGGCAAGUAUCUUCCACACAUGGCCAAUUGUGAUCCUUAUAUUCACAAACAAGAUUUUUUCAU